Molecule: messenger RNA, 1375 nt
Organism: Ceratotherium simum simum (southern white rhinoceros)
Lineage: Eukaryota; Metazoa; Chordata; Mammalia; Perissodactyla; Rhinocerotidae
Gene: TMEM38A
Product: transmembrane protein 38A
Biological process (GO): potassium ion transmembrane transport
Cellular component (GO): membrane
Molecular function (GO): potassium channel activity; identical protein binding
Source: RefSeq, a predicted model, not a curated record
GCGCAGUCUCCCGGCGGCGGGAAGGGGACGCACCCGGCCGGGGGCUGGGGUGGGACCCGGUGGGCGCCAUGGAGCUGCUGUCGGCGCUGAGCCUGGGCGAGCUGGCGCUCAGCUUCUCCCGCGUGCCGCUAUUCCCCGUCUUCGACCUCAGCUACUUCAUCGUCUCCAUCCUCUACCUCAAGUAUGAGCCAGGAGCAGUCGAGCUGUCCCGGCACCACCCCAUGGCAUCCUGGCUGUGCGCCAUGCUGCACUGCUUCGGAAGUUACAUCUUGGCUGAUCUGCUCCUCGGGGAGCCCCUAAUCGACUCCUUUGGCAACAACUCCAGCAUCCUACUGGCCUCAGCUGUCUGGUACUUGGUUUUCUUCUGCCCCCUGGACCUCUUUUACAAGUGUGUCUGCUUCCUGCCGGUAAAACUCAUCUUUGUGGCCAUGAAGGAGGUGGUGAGGGUCCGCAAGAUUGCCGUGGGCAUCCAUCACGCGCAUCACCACUACCACCAUGGGUGGUUCGUCAUGAUUGCCACUGGCUGGGUCAAAGGCUCUGGUGUUGCCCUCAUGUCCAACUUUGAACAGCUGCUCCGAGGGGUCUGGAAGCCGGAGACCAACCAGAUCCUGCACAUGUCCUUCCCCACCAAGGCCAGCCUGUAUGGAGCCGUACUCUUCACCCUGCAGCAGACCCGCUGGCUCCCGGUGUCCAAAGCCAGCCUCAUCUUCAUCUUCACCUUGUUCAUGGUCUCCUGUAAGGUGCUCCUGACAGCCACUCACUCCCACAGCUCCCCCUUUGAUGUUCUGGAGGGCUAUGUCUGCCCUGUGCUGUUUGGGAUGACCUGGGGGGGCGACCAUCACCAUGACAACCACGGAGGAUCCCUCAGCUCGGCCCUGCCCGCCAAGUCCAAAGAGGAGCUGAGCGAGGGCUCCAAGAAGAAGAAGACCAAGAAGACGGAUUAGGAGGUGGCCUGGGGGGGCCCACAGGGCGCCGGAGAGAGGACCUGGACCCAGGACCUUCAGAGCUGGAAUGGGAGUAUCCUGGGCUCAACUCUCCCCUCUCUGGGCCUCGACUUCCCUGUCUGCAAACUGGGCCAUCACCCCACCCUCCAGGGCUGAUGUGGGCGGUUACGUGAGAUACGGGGGUGCAGGGUGUUUGUAGGAAUGGGAGAGUUCUUCUCUUUCCUGGGUGGGCCCCCGUAGUGUCACAGCUUUUCAGGGGGGCCCACAGAAACCCAGCAGCUCCAGCCAGAAACCCUGGCAUUUAUAUCUUGGUUAUAUUAUUUCCUCUCUGAAAUUACGUCUUGACUCUGAAAGAAUUUCAAGCCACGUGGAGACUCAUUCAUUUGACAGACAUUUCCUAAGUGUCUGCCCUCCUCUAUACACAAGGGCUA